GGCAUCGUACGGCUCCAUGCCGCAUGGGCUUCUUCCUGCUGCUGGGAGAGACUCCUCUUUCAAGCUCUCAAGGAAGACCAUGGUUGCUGUUGCUUCUUCUCUGGCUGCUGUGAUGGCUCUGGUUGCACUUGUCCUUGUGCGAUCACGAGGAAACACUUCGGAGUUGUUGCAGAAGGCAGUUGCUGUCAAGUAUGUCUCCGCGCCAUCAACUGUUAGAUAUGUUCCAGUCAAGGCACUCGGCCCUAGGAGCGUCAAGGCCAAGGCGCCUGCUGUCAAGUACGUCCCUGUGCAGGAGGUCAGAAACGUCAAGACUGGCAAGAUUGAGUACAUCCCUGUGAGCAUGAUGUCGUUGCCCAAGCGUAAGCUGGUCAAGGCCCAACAGCUGCGCAUUGGCGGAAAGGGAACUCUCCGAGCUGGUUCGGUUCUCGCUGGUGAAGGGGAGGAGGCUGCUGCUGGCGAGGAGGCUGCUGCUGGCGGGGAGGCUGCUGCUGGCGAGGAGGCUGCCGCUGGAGAGGAGGCUGCCGCUGGAGAGGAGGCUGCUGCUGGAGAGGAGGCUGCUGCUGGAGACGCUGCUGCGGAAGGAGAGGAGGGAUCUGCUGAUGAGGCUGGAGCUGAUGAAGUUCCUGCCGCUGUGACCCCCCCAACUCCAGAGGAAAUUGCCAAGGCUUUGCAACGCAUCCAGGAGCGUGAUAUCCAGGAGCAGACCUUCCACGACACCCUUGUUGAUGCUCAGACCGGCCAGCCCGUUCAUGUUCCAGGAGUUGCAGGAUCAGCGCACAAUGGUGUUUCUGGAGUCGGUGGUAUCUUCGGCGUUGGAGGAUUCCUUGGGCCAGACUAUCCUAUCUCUGACUCCGUCAGGUACGAGAACGCAGUCACCUCGGGCCCAGCAUGCACUUGCACCUCUUGCACGGGAAGCCCACCAGUAUGCACGGGCUGCACAUGCCGGUAGAGAGUGAAUUAACUUCGCCGGAUGCGAAAGAGCUCGGAGUGUCGGUCACAUCGGUGGUGUGUAUUGAUGAAGGAUGGAACGAGAUUGUGUGGUGCAACAAGAGACCUUUGGAACCAAACUGUCAAGAGAGGGUCUAGAGUUUGAAACCCACAAAAUGAGGACAAAAAAAUAAAAAUUCUGAAAGAU
Guillardia theta CCMP2712 is the source of this 1135-nucleotide messenger RNA. RefSeq lists its product as hypothetical. The transcript has 3 exons. The record is from RefSeq and is a predicted model, not a curated record. The coding region runs from base 80 to 949 and encodes 289 amino acids. NCBI's taxonomy places the organism in Eukaryota, Cryptophyceae, Pyrenomonadales, Geminigeraceae.